UCUAGAUGAUCUAAGCCAUGUCUUGAUUCACAGGUCUAGCUUGAUCUUCUUUCUGAACUACGUCAAUCCUCCUCAUACUAUUAAAGUGACAUUUGAUAGUUAUGGAUAUUGCAAUGGAGACUAGUAGUGAAAGUAGCUCAACUAGUAAAUAUUCAGGAGAUAAAGAAGGCAAUAUACCUGAUUCUACAUCUUUAAAUGGGCAAGGACUACUAGUUCCUGAGGUGAGCCUUGAAGAGGCAACAAACAUCCAAGAAAGCCUUGAACAAAUUGCAAAAAGGAAAGAGAGGAUGAAUGAUGUCAAUGAUGCAGUUGUUUCAGAAGAAGCUCAAGAGUUAGAAUUGGAUGUUCCUUCAAUUGGCAAGGUGUUUGACUCUGCUGAACAAGCAUAUGAUUUUUAUAAUUGGUAUGCUGGAAAAAUUGGUUUUAGGGUUCGAAAAGGCCGUUCAGAAAAAACACGAAAGGGCAUUGUACGGCAAAGAACAUUUGAAUGCUCAAAAGAAGGUCACCGAAAAGUGGAUCAUCGGACCCGUAAUGUGAGGAAGAGUCGUCCAAAUACAAGAACUGGUUGUAAAGCUCGAAUGGUGGUAAAACUCACAAAGGAUGGGAUAUGGAUGGUUACUGAAAUUGUGCGUGAGCAUAAUCAUCCCCUUGUUGCAGAAUCAAAUCCAUUUUUGCCUACGCCGCAGAGGGUUGUGAAACCUGUACAGGCUGUUAAAGUUGCAAGAAUCGAUAAUUCAUGGAUCUCACCUACAGAAAGAUGUAACACUUUAUGUGAGGAAGUUGGAGGGCAUGAAAAUCAUUUGCGUAUCAAGCGUAUGAAGGACCUUAAAGAUGGAGAUAUUCAAGUUUUAUUGGAGUAUUUGGAAAAUAAGAAAUUAGAAGAUCCAAUGUUCUUUCACAGUGUGCAAGUUGACCACGAAGAUAAAAUGACAAAUUUUUUUUGGGUGGAUGCAAGGUCGGUCCAAAACUACUUUUGCUUUGGUGACGUUGUUUACUUUAAUGCAACAAAUAAUUUACAUAAGUAUGGUCGGCCAUUUGCACCGUUUGUUGGCGUAAAUCACCACAGGCAAACUGUCUUUUUUGGUGCUGCAUUGCUUUUGGAUGAAACAACCGAAUCUUUUAUUUGGUUGUUUCACACAUUUUUAAAAGCUGUGUCUGGGCGAGCACCAAAGACAAUUGUUACAGGUCAGCAUGCUGCUAUUGCUAAAGCUAUUGCCAUUGUAAUGCCAAAGACAUGUCAUCGCUUUUGUUUGUGGCAUAUUUAUCUUGAUGCUGCAAGAAACCUCUCUGUUGCUUAUACAGAUUGUUUCAGUAAAAGGUUCAAGAAUAUCGUAUAUGGUCCUGAAACUGAAGAGGAAUUUUUUCCGGCUUGGGAUGGGUUGUUAAAGGAGUUCAAUCUUGAGGGAGACCAAUGGUUAAAAUACUUAUUUGAAAUUCGAGAGAAAUGGGCUCUAGUGUAUGGAAGAGAAUCCUUUUGUGCAGACAUGACAACAACUCAACAAAGUGAGAGUACUGAUAGUUUCUUAAAGAGGUACUUGAAAAGAAAAUACAAUCUUUGGCGAUUUCUUAAGCGAUAUGAGAAAGCAAUGGAACGGCAACGCUUAGAUGAGUUAACUGAAGAUUUUAACUCCAAUCAAACUGUCCCUAGAUUAUGGGCUGAUGUGGCGAUGUUGAAGGAAGCAGCCAAAGAAUACACAAAGAGCAUGUAUUCCAUGUUCGAAGAAGAAUAUAAAAGGUGGAUUGCCUGUGAUUGUGACAUUUUUGAGGAGGUAGGACCUGCUUGCGUGUAUAAAGUAACUGAAGAAAGCAAAAGUGGUGAAAGAUUGGUCUUAUUCGACUCCUCUAACAACACAGUUGUAUGCAGUUGUAAAAAAUUUGAGUUCAUGGGCAUUCAAUGCAGACAUGUGGUAAAAGUACUUAAUGAGAGAAAGAUCCGUACACUUCCACCCCAAUAUAUAUUGAAGAGAUGGUCAAAAUCUGCUAAGUUUGGGAUUGUAAACAACAGUGAUGGAGUUGUUGUUAAAGAUUAUUGUAAGGCAAUCCCAGGUUCUCGGUAUAGUGAUUUGUGCCGCCAAAGUGUUUGCCUUGCAAUAAAGGCUGCCAAUAGUGAGAAGGCUACCUUAAUGGUGAUGGAAACUUUGAGAGAGUUACAUGAAAAAGUAGAAGAAAUUUUGAGAGAAGAAGCAAGACCAAAACCUAAAACAAGUGCCUUAUUCCAUGGCGAUACAAUAUCUCCAAGAGUAAGUGGAAUUCAAGAAAAGGAUGAUGGUGGGCCAAGUGGCAGAAUAGUAAGCUUUUGUGGAGAAUGAAAGGUGAAAGAUGUCCUAGAGUUCGCAUAACACUUGAGCUAAAAGAGGAUAAAAUAGUCAAAAUUUGGAAGGGAGCAAACAUGCAUCUGUUCAUAAACAAGCAACAAGUCAAUCCAAUUUGAUGUCAUGCCAAUUGCCUUCUAGUGGGCUUAUACAAUUUGGCAUUCCCUCACACCUCUUGGUUCCCAUUAUGGCACUCAUUUUGAAUUUAAA
Telopea speciosissima is the source of this 2522-nucleotide messenger RNA. Its product is annotated as protein FAR1-RELATED SEQUENCE 5-like. Gene Ontology annotation, biological process: regulation of DNA-templated transcription. The record is from RefSeq and is a predicted model, not a curated record. Bases 102 to 2309 code for a protein of 735 amino acids. Gene Ontology annotation, molecular function: zinc ion binding. Lineage: Eukaryota; Viridiplantae; Streptophyta; Magnoliopsida; Proteales; Proteaceae. The transcript is spliced from 3 exons.